Molecule: messenger RNA, 462 nt
Organism: Aspergillus lentulus
Lineage: Eukaryota; Fungi; Ascomycota; Eurotiomycetes; Eurotiales; Aspergillaceae
Product: mitochondrial 54S ribosomal mL53 protein
Source: RefSeq, a predicted model, not a curated record
AUGGCUCUCCGGCGGCCGACUGCGAGCGCGGAAAGCUCACUUAACCGGCAUCCGACUCGCGGUAACCAUAAGACCUUCGGAUCUCCAAUUGACCAUUCCAUCUUCCUAUCCGAACGUCCAUCAAAAGGAAACCCCACCAAAAUGACCAUCCCCCUGCACACAAUCACCUCCUUCCGGGCGACCUUCAAUCCGUUCUCCCGGUCCGCUCGUCCCUGCCGCUUGCUCCUCUCUCUCCUCCGCAACCCUUCCACCACACCCGCCUCGAGUCCGACGCAUAUCGACAUCCAAGUUACUCAGCUGCCGCGUCACUCGACACAGCUCCCCGAGAUGACGGUAGGAUUCAGAGGAGGCAAGGAGGUCAAGAUCGAGGUGGGCAAGAACCAGAUGAAGAUCGGCGAUGUGAUCGAAGAACUUGCGCGUGUGGGACGGAGUAUCGAGCGAGAAGAGACUCUCAAGGGUUGA